Molecule: messenger RNA, 1772 nt
Organism: Aphanomyces invadans
Lineage: Eukaryota; Oomycota; Saprolegniomycetes; Saprolegniales; Verrucalvaceae
Exons: 1
Coding region: 88-1470 (460 amino acids)
Cellular component (GO): nucleus
Molecular function (GO): protein binding
Source: RefSeq, a predicted model, not a curated record
CUGCGAUGUCGACGGCGGGCUGCUCGGGUGCGUUGGCUUUUCAUUUUGCGAUAUCUUUCAACGCGGCGACCGCCCCCCCGCCCUCCGAUGGAAUUCGACGCCCCGACGUUUGUGGAAGCCCUUGUGUCCCAGGACAUGGCCAAGCCGAUCGUGGCCACGGCGGCGCUGUCGGCAGGCCAAGUCAUCUUUGCCGAGGCCGCCACGGUCGCGUCGGCGGGUGGCAUGGAGCCCGAGGAAGGGUUCCAUGAGGAGGACUGCGAUGACGAAGACUGCGACGGGUGUGCUGCCAUCGACGAGGACGAUGCGGCCAUCGAAGACACGUUGGACGAAUCGGAACACGACGAAGUCAGCGCUUACGUCGUCGAGCACUUUGCCGACCUCACGGCGGCGUGCGAAGCGUUCGAAGCGCUCGCGUCGUCCGAAGUGCGCAAGAACUUGUUCAAGUGCUUCCACUUAAUUGACGUUGACGCCAAGGCGGGCGACACGUUCCUGUCGUUGGACGUGGUGGCAGCCGACAUUCCGGCAACGUUGGAUGCGGCCAGAGCCCUCCGCGAAGCCCACCCGGCAGUCAUCCCGGCCAGCCUCACCGACGACCAGGUUGCCCACCUCAUCGGCGUCCUCCACAAGCAUAGCAUUCCCCUGGAAGACAUUGGCGGGUCGGGCCUGUUUUUCUUUGUGUCCAAGCUCAAGCACAGCUGCCGCCCCAACGCUUCCUACACGGACUCGGGCGACGCGAUCUGGGUCACGGCCAUCCAACCCAUCGCGGUGGGCGAAGAAAUCACCGUCGACUUCUUCGACACGCACUACAUGUGCCUGGCCGAGCGAAAAGAAGUUCUCGCCGAGGAAGGUCAUGUGUGCUCGUGCGCUGUGUGCACGGGGACCGCCCCAGACCUCACGCGCAGCUUCAAAUGCCAGGCUGCCGGCUGCACGGAAGGCAUCGUUCACCCGACCAACAACGUGUACGAGUGCAUGACGUGCCAUGCCGCGUGGGACGCCGCGACGAUCGCGGCCGCGGUCGCCGUCGAGGAAACGUUGAUGAAGGAGCUCGAAAUCGACAGCGUCGACCAGCUCCUGGUGCUCGUGCAACAGUCGCCGCUCCACCGCUUCCACCACAUUUUCUACUCGGCGCUCGAAGUCCUCUUGGAAGACCAAGUCGCCGACCAAAACAUGACGGAAGAUCAAGCGAUGGUCCUCAUGAACGCGCAAGCGGAAGCGCUCGACUACGUCGUCCCGUUUGCGCAUUCGGAAAAAGUGUCUGUAUACGAUGCCAUCGCGCAGGCCCAGGUCGAAGCCGGCCGCAUUUCCAACGCCACUGACGCCUACACCAACGCGUACCACAUGUGCGUGAUGGUAUUUGGCCCAGACAGCAAGACCACGAUGCUCUUCAAGAACUUGAUGGACCACACCCCGACCAACGCCGACGAAAUCGCCGCCGCCUAUGGCUUUGAUGACAACGACGACGACGAAUAAGCAAGUCGCCAUCGACCACGGACAGUGUGUGUGUUGCGUGCACGCGUCCUUUCGAAUGGAAAAAAGGGCUCGCCGCCAUCAUCCCCAAAUCCCGAUAAAUUAAGAAGUGCCGCCUCCCAUUCUUGCGUUGUCUACACUUGACGUCGCGAUGGCCGAGUCCGUUGUCCACGGCUUUGAUUCGGCCUGCGUCCGGGCGGCACAGCGGACACGGUGCGCGUCGUCACUGCUGGCCGUCUGGGUUGCGGUGGCGACGAAGCCGUCAACGUAACAGAACGGUUCCAGCCACAAACGGCCAACUCGAU